Erigeron canadensis is the source of this 2451-nucleotide messenger RNA. Its product is annotated as scarecrow-like protein 27. The transcript is spliced from 2 exons. Gene Ontology annotation, biological process: regulation of DNA-templated transcription. Gene Ontology annotation, cellular component: nucleus. Lineage: Eukaryota; Viridiplantae; Streptophyta; Magnoliopsida; Asterales; Asteraceae. The record is from RefSeq and is a predicted model, not a curated record. Bases 278 to 2251 code for a protein of 657 amino acids. Gene Ontology annotation, molecular function: sequence-specific DNA binding; DNA-binding transcription factor activity.
UGAUGGACACAUACAUCCAUGGCAGAAAACAAGAAGGGACACCACAGGACUCCUACAACAGGAUAGAGGCAGAACCCAAGUGAAAGGCCAAGGCCAUCUACACCCUUUCUCUCAAUUUUCUAGAGAGAGAAAAACACACACACACACACACACAAACACACAAUAAGAGAGAGAAACUCUGUUUUUUCUUAUCUUUUUUUUCAAACUACAACCAGAAGAAGCAAAUUGUUUGUAAAAAGAUGGAGCUCAAAUAGUGAUAUGAAGAUAAAAGUAACAGAUGAGAGGUAUGGCAUUUGAAGUUGCAGCAGCUUUUCCACCUUCUUUAUUAGAACCAAAUAAUAAUAAUAACAAUAAAUUAAAAGAAGGCAGUUUUGGUAGCAAUAAUAAUGAACCAAUCUCAGUUCUUGACACCCGCCGGAGCCCCAGCCCAUCCACCUCGACUUCCACACUAUCUUCCUCCUUCAACGGCGGCGCAACCACCACCGCCAACACUACACCUUCACUAGGUGGAACCGAUAACCCACAGAAAUGGCCAGAUUCUGUUCCUCAAGACAUGGGUAUUUCUGGGUAUGUUUCGAAUUUUUUGGCUAAUGUUGAUAAUGGUCGGAAAGAUGAUUGGCCGGAGUUGCAGCCUAUUCCGGCUGAAUUUGAACUUCAACAACAAAGAUUUGGUGUUGGUUUAGAAGAUUGGGAAAAUUUGUUAUCUGAAUCCAAUGGGACACAAGAUCAGUCUCUACGGUGGAUUUCGGGUGACUUAGAUGAUACUAAUUUAAGCCUUCAACAGCUUUUACAAAGUAACCAGAUUGAACACAAUGGACAAAUCCAAGAAACUACUUUCGUUUCACAUUUUUCGCCGCAAAACGCAAAUUUCCUACCUUUUUGUAACCCUGAUCAAAACCCACAACUGGUUUUAAACCAAACUCAGUUUCACCAGCAUCCGGGUUUUCAAAAAGUUCCGGUUUUCCGUCAGAAUGUUGAGAAAACGGCGGUUUGUGAUGUUGGUUUUGUGAAAGAUUCGGUUUCCAAUUUGGGUUUUCAGAAAGGUUUGAUAUCGAAUCCGGGUCAUGAGUUGCUUAACAAGAAACCGUUGUUGGUUGCGAAACAAGAACCACCACACAGUGCGGUUUCUCCGGUUAACAAUAACAACCACCACCAUCAUCACCAGUACCAGGUUAUCUGUGACCAGCUAUUCGCAGCGGCUGAGCUAAUGCUAUCUGGGAACUUCUCACACGCGCAAGGGAUAUUGGCGCGGCUCAAUCACCAGUUUGCUUCGGCUUCAGCACCAAAUAAGCCGUUUCAAAGGGCAGCUUUUUAUUUUAAAGAAGCUUUGCAACUUCAACUUCAGUCUAAUCUGAAUCCAAAUAAAAACGUUCAACCGUUUAAUGGUAUGUUCAAGAUGGGUGCUUAUAAAAUGUUUUCUGAAGUUUCACCAAUUAUUCAGUUUAUGAAUUUCACUUCAAAUCAGACUAUUCUAGAAGCUAUUGGUGAUGCGAAAAACAUUCAUAUCAUUGAUUUUGAUAUUGGGUUUGGUGCACAAUGGUCUUCUUUCAUUCAGGAACUGCCUACAAAAAACAAUGGUGGUUGUUCAUUGAAAAUCACUGCUUUCGCUUCACCUUCAACGCAUCACCCGAUUGAACUUGCACUCAUGCACGAAAACUUGUCACAAUUUGCUCAAGAAAUCGGGAUCUCUUUCGAGCUUGAAGUUGUGAACUUUGAUUCGUUUGAUCCACGGUCGUUUUUGGUAUCAGGAAACGAAACAAUCGCUGUGAAUUUCCCAAUUUGGUCGGCUUUCACACACUUGGCUGCAAUUCCAUCGAUUCUCCAUUUCAUUAAGCAACUUUCUCCAGCAAUUGUGGUGUCACUUGAUCGCGGUUGUGAAAGGACGGAUCUACCCUUCCCACAUUACCUUCUCCAAGGUCUCCAAUACUUUGAGGUUUUAUUGGAUUCCAUUGAUGGUUCACAUGUUGUUUCGGAUGUGUCAAACAAGAUUGAACGAUUCCUAUUUCAGCCACAUAUUGAACAUAUGGUGUUGGGUAAACUUCAAUCACCCGAGCCAAUGCCACACUGGAAGUCACUGUAUACUGCCGGAGGGUACUCCCCUGUCCUUUUUAGCAACUUUGCAGAAACGCAAGCGGAUUGUGUGGUAAAGAGGAUGCAAGUUCAUGGAUUUCACAUAGAAAAGAGGCAGGCGGCGCUUGUUCUUUGUUGGCAGAAUCGCGAGCUGAUGACGGCUUCAGCUUGGAAGUGUUGAAUUUGAGUGUGAUCAGAAUCUUGAAGCAAAGAAGAGGAAGUAUCCAAGAGACGUUUUUAAUGAACUCUGAACUCUUUUGAUCAUCAAGAACUAAAAUAAAUAUGUGAACUAAUGUUGUUAUGUGCCUCUCCCUCUCUUUGUAAGUUCAACUUUGUAAUCUCUUUUGCUUUCAAUGGAUCAAUGAUCACCUUAUCUGUCUA